AUGCCGUCCCUUGAAGAACCCAAGAACGAAGCCCGACUGCUGCUAGUCUCGAACCGCUUGCCGAUCACCAUUAAACGAUCAGAAGAUGGAAAAUAUGAUUUCUCCAUGUCGUCAGGAGGUCUGGUCAGUGGGCUAAGCGGUCUGUCUAAAUCUACGACAUUCCAGUGGUACGGAUGGCCUGGGCUAGAGGUGCCCGAGGCAGAAAUUCCGGAAAUGAAGGCGCGCCUUAAGAAGGAGUAUGGCGCAGUGCCAGUAUUUAUCGACGAUGAACUGGCUGACCGACACUACAAUGGCUUCUCUAACUCCAUCCUAUGGCCACUGUUCCACUACCACCCCGGUGAAAUCACCUUUGAUGAGUCCGCCUGGGAGGCUUACAAGGAGGCGAAUCGCCUUUUCGCGAAGGCGAUCGUCAAAGAAGUCCAGGAUGGCGACUUGAUCUGGGUGCACGACUACCACCUUAUGCUGCUGCCGGAGAUGCUGCGCGAGGAGAUUGGCGAUAGCAAGAAGAACGUCAAGAUUGGGUUCUUCCUACACACCCCGUUCCCCAGUAGCGAGAUCUACCGAAUUUUGCCUGUCCGAAACGAACUGCUCUUGGGUGUUUUGCAUUGCGACUUGAUUGGUUUCCAUACCUAUGACUACACCCGGCAUUUCCUGAGCAGUUGCUCGCGCUUGUUGGGCCUUGCGACGACACCGAAUGGUAUUGAGUUCCAAGGCAAGAUAAUCACCUGCGGAGCCUUCCCCAUUGGAAUCGACCCUGAAAAGUUCAAGGAGGGACUGAAGAAAGAGAAGGUCCAGAAGCGUAUUGCCAUGCUCGAGCAGAAGUUCCAAGGGGUCAAGCUGAUGGUCGGCGUCGAUCGUCUGGACUACAUCAAGGGUGUCCCGCAAAAGUUGCAUGCGUUAGAGGUAUUCCUCAGUGAUCACCCGGAAUGGGUUGGAAAGGUAGUCCUGGUACAGGUUGCCGUUCCAAGUCGUCAGGAUGUUGAGGAAUACCAGAACCUGCGAGCCGUGGUGAACGAACUGGUGGGCCGAAUCAACGGCAAAUUUGGCACGGUUGAGUUCCAGCCAAUCCAUUUCCUCCACAAGUCCGUCAACUUCGAUGAGCUCAUCGCUCUCUAUGCUGUUUCGGAUGCUUGCAUUGUGUCUUCUACACGUGAUGGCAUGAACCUUGUCGCCUACGAGUAUAUUGCCACUCAGCAGAAGCGUCACGGUGUAUUGGUACUCUCCGAGUUUGCCGGUGCCGCCCAGAGUCUGAACGGUAGUAUCAUUGUCAAUCCAUGGAACACGGAGGAGUUGGCCGGUGCCUACCAAGAAGCCGUCACCAUGAGUGAUGAACAGCGCGCCCUCAAUUUCACUAAACUGGACAAAUACGUUUCUAAAUACACCAGUGCAUUCUGGGGCCAGUCUUUCGUCACUGAACUCACUCGCAUAUCAGCUCAUUCUGCUGAUAAGUUCCAAGCGAAGAAAAUCGCCCUUGCUGAUAACAACGGCAGCGAUAGCGAUGUCCCUGAGCCUGUAGAAGUUGAAUAG
This is a messenger RNA of Penicillium odoratum, 1527 nucleotides long. Its product is annotated as glycosyltransferase family 20 protein. The transcript has 5 exons. Lineage: Eukaryota; Fungi; Ascomycota; Eurotiomycetes; Eurotiales; Aspergillaceae. Gene Ontology annotation, biological process: cellular response to heat; trehalose biosynthetic process. The record is from RefSeq and is a predicted model, not a curated record. Gene Ontology annotation, cellular component: alpha,alpha-trehalose-phosphate synthase complex (UDP-forming); cytosol. Bases 1 to 1527 code for a protein of 508 amino acids. Gene Ontology annotation, molecular function: alpha,alpha-trehalose-phosphate synthase (UDP-forming) activity.